AUGAGUAACAAUAAUAACAAUAAUAAUAAUGAUGAUAAAGGUAUUAGAACAAGAACAAAGGAGAAGAAGGAACAGGCUUUGGCUCAACCAUCAACAGAGGAUAUACAGAGGGAGCUGGAGAAAUUGAUGUCCUCGAGCAAACAACCGAUUGAUUCUGUGUUUCAGGAGUUGGCAACUCUGACAAAGGGAUUGUCGCAGACUGAUAUCAAACAGAAGGAGUUGAAGGGACAGCAGGGUGCCAUCCCGCCACGCAAAGCACAGAUCACCAGGUUCAUGGCCGAGCGAGAGUCACUCGUGAACAUGCCAGGCUUUAGUACCUUUGUUACCACUACCACCCAGAGCAGUAUAACAAAGCCUGUUCCAUGCACCCAGGACGUGAUGGAGUUGACUCCAAUGAGAAUGCGCGACAUGUUUGUGGAGACCGUUCACAAGGGCAAAGUACUGAUCCUGCGCACAAUCUGUCCUCCCUACAAGGUCAACGCAAUCUCACUCCUGGUGAUCGAUCAGUACGGAGGCGAUGAAGCACAUUACCUGAUCGUGUACAACUUUGUAGUUCCAGGUGCUGCUGGUGGCGACAAGGGAUUCAAACACCUGGACUUAGCCUUCCCAGGCACUGUGUUGGCGCUCAAGGAGCCCUAUCUCAAGUAUGCCAAGAGCGGCCAGAUAGUCAUCCGUGUGGACGACCCCAUCGAGAUCGAGAAGAUCGACGACCCGAACCAUCCACUCAUCUUCAACACCGAGUGGAAGGUGUCCAUGCUGUCCAACAUCCCCAAGGACCUGGAUGGUUGGCGCCUUCGGGGCAAUGAUCAAUACAAUGCUGGUAGAUUCGAUCAGGCAUUGGCAAGCUACAAUCAAGGACUGGCAUUGGACCCACAACACUCUGUAUUGUCACACAACAAGAUGGCGGCACUCUUGGCACUCAAGCACUACCAUGAAUGUAUCCUGCUGGGCCUGAAGCUUGUGGAGAUAACGCCCGAGAAUGAGAAGCUCCUGCUACGUCUGGCACGUUGUUACUAUGAGCUUGGGCUGUACGACCUGUCAAACGAGCGUUACAGCCAAGUUAUCAAGAUUGCACCAAAGAAUAACGAUGCCAAGAGUGGAGUUCAAAAGUGCACGACCAGACUAUCAGAGUUGCGCGAGGCUAAUUACAACUACAAGAAGAUACGCGAGACACUCUCACCAGAGGGUCAUGCAGACUGUGCCGAAUACAUUGGACCUAUCAAGAUCAUUGAUACGCCAGACAUGGGUCGUGGACUUGUCCUCACCCAAGACGUCCCUGCAGGCACACUGCUCAUCGCGUCAAGGGCUGUUGGAUACUUCAAAGGUCAACCAACAGAUGAAUUGCCAUAUAUGGACAUGUCUGCAAAGAUAAUGCUCAAGAACAGUGAUUUGAAGAUUGCUUCACUGUCGGUCCUUCAAGCAAAGGCAAAUCCAUGCAUUUCAAAACGACUCUCUUUGUUGUAUUAUGGCAAAGAGGCGAUUAGCGCUGACAACACACCACUGGACGUGUUUAUGCCACCUACAACAAUCAGUUUCGAAGGUGCACCAGUGAUUGGUCAGGAGUUGGCAAAGAGGAUCACGCAGUUCAACGCCUUCACUGCCGAUGACUACGAGAACAUUCAGGCCAACACAAUGAGCAAGAUCGUUGGUCUCUGGCCACUGCCCUCGCUCCUAAAUCAUUCAUGCAUUUACAAUGUCUCUCGAUUCUUCAUUGGCGACUUCAUGUUUAUCUACUCAAACAGCAACCUGACGGCAGGCCAGCAGCUAUUCUCAUGCUAUAUGGACAAUGGACAAGAGUACGCCGAGCGAUGCGAGACCUUAAAGAAUGGAUUCUCCAUCGACAAGUGCUCAUGCCAGUUGUGCGAGUGGGACAGAGCAGAGAACCCAGACAGCGUCAAGCAACGCCAGAAGUUGGCCGCGUCUUUUGAUCAAUACCGCGACCGCAUCAAGAAUAGGGACUUAACAGUGAUCAACCAGUUGUCUUCAUUGUGCAACCUGAUACACUCCACCUACAAACCGGAUCGUCCAUUCUUCCACAGUGCCAUGUUCCUCACUGGUACUGCGCUUGGAAUGAUGUGUGGUGCAGGAAAGUAUGAAAAGGGCAUGGAGGUCUACAUUGAAUGUGUCAAGUCCACUGGCUUUGACCCAUCGUUGCUAGACAUGACCGUGCCCAAGUCACCAGAGGCCAAGAAGAAGCAGAAGCAGAUGGCGACAAAAACAUUUGAGUUAGAGACACGUGGAAGAAUGGCAAUGAUCAACUACACUCAUAUAGACCUAUUCAUUCACAUUGCUGAGUAUGCCUAUAAUCUUGGACGAUUCACCCUCGCUCGUCAAUGUGUGGCCCUGUCAAGAUUUGCCGGACUGAUCACACAUGGACUCGAUCCAGUAUCCUACAAGAAGUUCUUUAAUGGCAAGAAUUUCAAUCCAGACCUAUUCACCUUUACUGACAAGGUAUCAUUCAAAUAA
Acytostelium subglobosum LB1 is the source of this 2466-nucleotide messenger RNA. RefSeq lists its product as hypothetical. The transcript has 2 exons. The record is from RefSeq and is a predicted model, not a curated record. Lineage: Eukaryota; Evosea; Eumycetozoa; Acytosteliales; Acytosteliaceae. Gene Ontology annotation, molecular function: protein binding. Bases 1 to 2466 code for a protein of 821 amino acids.